Molecule: messenger RNA, 2237 nt
Organism: Sycon ciliatum
Lineage: Eukaryota; Metazoa; Porifera; Calcarea; Leucosolenida; Sycettidae
Product: nucleoside diphosphate kinase homolog 7-like
Exons: 15
Coding region: 813-1952 (379 amino acids)
Biological process (GO): CTP biosynthetic process; GTP biosynthetic process; UTP biosynthetic process
Cellular component (GO): centrosome
Molecular function (GO): nucleoside diphosphate kinase activity; ATP binding
Source: RefSeq, a predicted model, not a curated record
UAAUCGAAUGUUUGAAAGACGUUGAAGAGAACAAGUAUUAGUUGCCUCGGUGUCCUAAUCAUUGAGACAUUUGCUCCGGGAAUAUUCAGAGUUUCUAUAGAACACUCAGUGGUACAUGUUGUUCAUAUCGCUCAGGCCAGGUUCCAGUGUGGCAAUCCUUGGGCUCAGGCCAGGUUCCAGUGUGGCAAUCCUUGCGCUCAGGCCAGGUUCCAGUGUGGCAAUCCUUGCGCUCAGGCCAGGUUCCAGUGUGGCAAUCCUUGCGCUCAGGCCAGGUUCCAGUGUGGCAAUCCUUGCGCUCAGGCCAGGUUCCAGUGUGGCAAUCCUUGGGCUCAGGCCAGGUUCCAGUGUGGCAAUCCUUGCGCUCAGGCCAGGUUCCAGUGUGGUAAUCCUUGCGCUCAGGUCAGGUUCCAGUGUGGCAAUCCUUGGGCUCAGGUCAGGUUCCAGUGUGGCAAUCCUUGGGCUGCUUGUUGUAGUUUUCAAGCUAACGCCAGCAACGGAAAACCCAUGAGUGGAUAGUUUGCAGUCGACUAGUCACUACUGCCAGUACUGGUCUGUAGGUCGUCUUCGGGUGUGGUGACGUGUGUGGAGAGUAUUGGAGGACGGGUACCGGGUAGUGAUUGCUUCCCAAUCUACCAGGCAGCACCUGCUGCUGCUGCUGCUAGCGCUGCUGCUGCUGUAAUUCCUAUUAUCUGUUACCCAGAGCUUGGAACGUAGCUGUGUCACUGUGUAUCGUGAGUAGUUACACUCCACACCAGACCAUUGCACAUUCUUGCCGGCGAUUUGUUCCAGUCGUCAGCAGUUCACCGUGUAAUAUGGAAGGUGAACGCUACGCUUUCCUCGUGGAGUGGUAUGAUUCGCUAGCGGGCAUAGUGCGACGCUACAACUUCCUCUUCUAUCCUAAAGAUAACAGCGUGGAAAUGAUUGAUGUGAAAAACAAGCGCAUAUUCCUGAAACGUACCAAGGAGGAGUCUAUCAGGCUGGAUCAGUGCUACAUUGGUUCAUCAGUUAAUCUACAUGGUCGACAGCUGAAGUUUGUAGAGUACUCUGACACUUUCACCAAGACUAAACUCUCCAUGGCGAAAGAAAAGACUGUGGUGAUAUUCAAGCCGGACAUCAUGGAAAAAAUGCCUCUCCUGCUUGAGAUUCUCUGCACUGAAGGAUUUCAGAUCUGUGAUAUGAAGACAGUGGUGUUGAGCAAGUCUGCGGCUGAAGAGUUUUAUCGCGAGCAUAGUGCUAAACCAUUUUUCAGAACUCUGGUAUCGUUCAUGACGGAAGGACCAAUCAUGGCGCUCAGCUUACUAGCCGACAAUGCCGUCAGCAGAUGGAGAGCACUUAUUGGACCAACAAACUCGGCUGAUGCCAGGUCUCAAGCUCCGGAUAGUCUCAGAGCAAGGUUUGGCACAGAUCAAACUCGCAAUGCCUGUCAUGGAUCAGAUUCACUAGCAUCGGCUGAAAGAGAGACGGAGUUUUUCUUUGGAGCAGGCAGCAGCAGCAGCCGUGGUCUUCAAAUCCCGGCAGAGUUUGACAACUGCACAUUGUGUUUGGUCAAGCCAUACACAAUGACCCAAGGUCUGCUUGGGAGAGUAGCUCGUGAUAUUGUGCAGGCUGGUUUUGACAUCUCUGCCAUGCAAAUGUACCAUUUGGACAAGAGCACAGCAGAGGAGUUCUUGGAAGUCUACAGAGGUGUCGUUGCCGAAUAUCCGGAGAUGGUAUCUGAGUUGUGCUCAGGAGCAUGCGUUGCCAUGGCAUUAACUCAUCAACAUGGCGGUGCUUGUGUAGAGCAGUUCAGACAGUUUGUUGGACCAGCAGAUCCAGAGAUAGCUCGUCACUUGCGUCCCAGCACGUUGCGUGCAAAAUAUGGACACAAUAAAUUGAAGAAUGCUGUUCACUGCACGGACCUAGCUGAUGACGGUAUGCUGGAGGUUGAGUACUUCUUCAAGAUUCUCCAGUAACUACGGAAACAGACUAGACUUCAGUGACGGUCACAGCGCAUCCUCAGUAAUUGGCGUCACAAUGUAUUUUCAUUGAUGUGUCUUCUGUAACCGCUGGAAUGGAUAUUCAGCCGCUGGUGCAGCAAUGUGUUGAGAGAUGCAAAGGCGAGGUUUGAUGAGCUGAUUUCGAUGUGAUAUUAAUCCUGAAACAUAAUGCAAUGCCAUAGUAAAUGACUGUCGGCGAAUUCAUUCCUUUUCGCUUUCAUUAUAAGAAGAGAAUUUAUCUUUCUGUUUGAACCACACAUA